CACAUCCGGACACGCACUUGCGAGCUGGCAACGAAGAAACUUCUUGUUUUGAUUAACUUUAAGACAGAAAACGCAUUCAUAAUGUCAGGAAAUGGCAGAGGAGCUGCAAGAAACCCAAGCAAGUCGCCUCCAUUUCUAAUUAUUGGACUUUUAGUGGCUUUAGCCAUCUUAGGGUUCAAUUAUUGGAAUUUAUCAUCAUCAAACGGAUCCCUAAGUGCCACAAACAUGGAUUUACAAGAUCAGAUCCGGAUUUUGACCUCGAAAAGAUUGAAUGAAGAGCAAAGUAAAAGAGAUAUUGAGAGAAAAUACCAAUUAAUUGAACAAAGAAUUGCCACUAAAGAUUCUGAGAUUAAAAAACUACAAGAAGACGUUGAUAAAAAGGGCGGUGAUGUGGAACGAGCAGAGAAUUCAAAGAAAGAGUGUGAAACAAAUUUGCAACAAUGUGAGACUAACAAUUCUGGUAUCCAAUCUCAGUUAAGUGCAGUCAAAGAUGAAGUUGAUAAACUUAAAAGUCAACCUGCAGCUGCUUCAACACAGAACUGUGACAGCCAAUGUAGAGAACAGGUUAAGAAGUUAUAUUCAGAAAUGUUCCAGAAAGUUGGAGCAGCACCUAUGCAACAGUUGAUCAAUUCUGGGAUUGAUAUUGGAGAAGAUUUGAAGAUCCAAGUACAGCAAGCAGCAGGUGCAGGAGGUCAGAAGCAGAUUCAGCCUCCAAAUGCAGGGGAACAACCAGGUCAACAACAACAACCAGCUCAGGAACAACCAGCUCAACAACAGACAGCAAAAGAACUAGAAGCAGAGAAAGAAGGAUCAGAAGGACAAGGUAAGAAUUCUGCUCCAACAACUGGAUUAGUAAACAGUUUAGUAGGCUUAAAGGACAAGCUAAAAGAGGGAGUACAAUCCCUCUCUCAGGAAACAAUUAAACAAGGGCUUGAAACCCUGAAAGAAAAAACCGAUCUGAAUAAUAUUGCUCAAGAUAAAGUGAAAGAGGGAUUGCAAUCCUUGUCUGAGAAAGCUGGUCAACAUUUGCAUGAAAUCCUUAAUCAGACCCAAGAAGGCAUCAAACAAGGCCUUAAAAAAUCCCAAGAAAUAGCGGGGCUUAUAUAUGGAGGUGAGGGGAAAUUGCAUGAUUCAUCUAACAAAACUCAAGACAUAAGUGAAAACAAAAAUAACACCGUUGUAGGAAAGGACAACCUUCUACAACCAAACACUAAGGUAAAUGGGACUAACCAAGAAAAAGGUCAGAACAAAACUGAAGGAGAGAAUGCUCAGAAAUCUGCAGGAGAGGCAAAUGUCAAAGAAAUGGAGCAAGGAAGUAAAAAGGCUGGGGGAGAAGUUAAAACCACCGAAUCAUCAAAAACUGUACAAGGACAAAAGGAUGGUGUACAGAAUGAGAAAGAGAAUGUUGCCAAGACUGUUAAAGAUGAUGAUGCUGGAUAUGAUGAUGAGGAUGAUGGCAAAGAUACAGGGGAUAAGGUGGAGGCAAAUAAAAACAUGAAAUUUUCACCUAAAAAGACAGACGAUGACAGUAUCGAUGCUUUGAGGAGGAAUUUGAAUACACAAUAGAAAACAGUAAACAAGGAAUCAGCAUAAUACUAGAUACCAGCUACCACAUGAUUGAAAUUUGACUAAUAUGAUCUCAUUGUGUAAUUUUGUAAAUAACACAUCUCAGUGAAACAUUCCAAGUUUAGGAGAUUUAGAGUCUUCUGGUAACUCACUAAUUGAGAUUUGUUUCAUUAUUGUAAAAAAUAAUGUCUUUCCCUGUAAAACACAUUGGGAAAGAUGUUUUUUAGAUGAAGAAUAUUUUGAUAUUCAAUUUGUUUGUGAAAGACAUUUUUUAGAUGAAGAAUAUUUUGAUAUUCAAUGUUUUAAUGAACGAAUUUAUUUCUUCUGCAUAGAAGUAUUUGAAUUGCUUUCUGUCAAAAUAAGUGUUAUUCUAGCCUUUAGAAUGAAUGAUAAAAGUAAACAUACAAAAAUGUUUACUUAUAUAUUAAUUAUUAACAAGACUUCAAUGUUCAACUUAGCAUAAUUACAAUAGUUGAAUAUUUUUUGAAUGAGAUGUUUGUCCUUUUGGUGCAUGCAUCGAAGUACCUUAGCAAUUGCAGAAGAAAUUAGAUUCAUUUUCAAUAUCAUAUUGAAGAGAUAAAAGCCUUAGUGAACAAGCUUGGUGCAGAUUCAUUAACGAUCCUAUUUAAAAAAAAAUACACUUUAAAUUGUCAAAGAAAGGUGAUUUCAGUGUGAUUAAUUCUGAAGCACAUAUAUAAAUGUAACAAUUGUGUGAUUAUCAGUUCCCCAGAGCAAUAUCAGUCUAAUCCCCCAUUUCAGCAGAGAAAACAAAUCUGUUCUCCCUCUUUCACCUUAAUUUAGUUAUAAUAGUCAGUGACUUUUGAAAAUCAUUCUCUUGUAAGGAUUUUAUGUGAGAUAGAUAUUAUCUAUCAUGCUGUGUGAAGCAAAUUUGAAAAUAGGUUUCACUUAUCAUUCUUUGUCAUGCUAAAUUGAGAUAAAGUUAGCUAUGAAAGUGAAUGCAUUUUCAAUAACUAUUAUUGUUUCCAUUAAAGCUUAAUUUAAAAUCUGUGAUAUUCGUUGUAAUGAAGACUCUGCAUCAAGCUUGUCACGUGGGCUAUAAUUUAUUGCUUUGUUCUGAUCAUGUCAUAAUAUCUUGUUCUCUUCUUACAGGAAAACAGCUUUUUGGAUAACUUUUUUGUUGUUGAAAAUUAAGAAAAGUUAUUAUCAUUUCUUUUGGUUUUAAUUGAUAUAUUUUCAAAGACAUAAACAAUACAUAUACAACCAUCAUUGAUAACUGCUUCUACAUCCCAUCUUUUUAAUCAUACUUUUGUUCCAACUUUUCUGAUUAAAUAAAGUUAAAAAAAGAAAUUAAUAACUAAUUAAGUAUCGCUUUUAAAUUAUGAGAUUUAAGAAUUUUUUUUUUAUCAGAAGUGAACAAGAAUUAUAAAUAAAAAAAUGACUUGGCUUAUAUAUGCAGCAUAAGUAAUGUGGCCUAUUAAUUUGUACAAACAAUGUAUCUAGUCUUUGCAAGAAUGUACGUUGCACAGGUUAAAAAGUUGUGAAGUAAGGGAGACAAUCCUUGGUUAAAUUUGGUGAGAAGUAGUUGCAGCCAGGGUAUAAUCAGUUCCCUAAUUUGAGCAUUGUCCUUUCUUACAAAGACUAUAUUGGUAAAUUAAUAAGUCAAUGUGAAAUUAGUUUUUAUAUUUAUUGUGUAUUUAAGUUAUCAAAAUGAAAUAUCGUGGGCAUAAUGUGUAUUUAAUAACCAUAUAUAAUUAGUCUUCUAUUUUGGGGUAAUAGAAAAUUUUAUAGGUUUAAAAAAAAAAGAUUUUGAGUAGUCAAGAGUCAUGAAUUCUUAGAUUUAUGUAUGUUAUUUGCCUAUUAAGUGAUUUUUAUAGCCAUUGACUACAGUUUAUGUUAAAAAUUGUAUUUUGUUUUUGAAAGAGAAAAACAAAUUAAAAUGAUAUAAAGAUAACAUAUCAGUGUUUUGGGGUAUUUCUCUAGUUCAGUUUAUAUAUAUGCAAUUCAUUGUUGUAGAUAUGUAUUUGAUGUACUAAUUGUGUAAAUUUUUCUUGUAUUUAUACCAUGUUUUAAUGGAUGUUGAUCACCAUAAGAACUAACAUUUCUCAAAGAAACAAAGUAUCAAAAAAAUUGAGUCGCUUCAACAAUUGAUGGAAUUAAAUGUUCUUCAACCUUGGAAAAACUCAGAAUAUGUGAUUCAGAGGAUUGUAAUGUAUAGAAAAUGUUGUAAUAUACAUAGCAUUGUAUCAAAUACGUAUCAUUAAUGUAUCAAAUGUUAGAAAAAAUGGUUCAUCUAUUGAACAAAAAUCUUUUGAAUACUAUAUACAGAAUCUUGGACUUAAACUAUGCAUUUUCCUGUAAUUUUGUGUUAUAUGUUAAGUUGUUUGUUUAUAUAGUUAUUUUUAUAUUCUGUGUUAGUGGAUAUUUGAUUGUGAUAUAUUGUAAAGUCCCUUCAAUCCCCCUCCCAUCAAGCCCCUCACAAUUUUUUUUUUAUUAUUUCACUGUCUUUUUCAAAAUUUAAUUCACUUUCACAUAAGCAUUUGAAAAAUAGUAAAAAUCCGAUUUGAUUUAACCAAACAUUAUGCAGAUUGAAUGAUUGUUUAUACUUAUUGACUGGGUAUGAGUGGAAUAGUUAGUUUAUUGUCAUCGAGAUGCAACUAUUGCCCUGAGGCGAAGUCGAGGGCAAUAGUGGUAUCCAAGGGGACAAUAAACUUACUAUUCCACAAAUAUCCAGUCAGUUAGUGUUUUAUUAUACCGAAAGAGACAACAGACAAUAAAUGACGGAGCUAAAUCAACUAUCGUAAUAUAAAAAGCAAAAACCCAACCAUACUGUUUAAUGUUUACUUCAUAUAUAUUCUGUGAUAUAUUCCCGCACUGACGUCAACCCAAGAUACAAUGGGUAAAACGCAACGUCGUAACUCCUGCCGUAUUCUCAAUCCUCCAAUCCCAUAGCUGCAGUUGAAAUUCUGCCAAAUAUAAUGAGGCUUGCGGUCAAAUAGUUUCAUCGAGGGCAAAUAGUUGGAAACUAUUGACCCGUCAAAUAGUUCAACUCUUGCAAUUUGAAAAAUAGUGAAAAUAUUGUGUACUUAUUUUAUAUAGAAAAUGAUAACUGAGGUAUACUAAUAGACAUUAUUUCAAAUUUCAUCAGAGAAAAAAAAAGGAUAUAAGAAUAUAGGCAAAUCUUAUUUCUUAUUGUUUGCUGACAUACACCCAAAAUAUCCUUUUGAUUUAAAGGGGAAACAGAUUGUUUUCUUUUUGUGCCUUUUUUUUUUUUGUUGGGAAUUUUUUUUAGUAGGUGUAAGUUACAAAUGCCAACUGAAUCAGGUUUUUUUUUGCAUCCAUUUUCAAUUUACUGCUUUUCAACAGCACAAUCAGAUUACAGUAACUGAAAUUUUAAAAUAUACUCUGACUGAAAUUCAUUUAUGUUUUGAUAUGCUAAUGAGAAAACCAGAAAUUUCUAAUAUAUAUGAAAAAGGAUAUGUGUUAACAAAGACCACAACUAUUUAGCAGAAAAAAUAUUGUCCAUCAUCAUCAUAUAUUUUAAGGAGUAAAACUCCUGCUCUUUUCACCUUCAGUCACAUUUCAGUGGUUAAUUCAUUGUCAUUCCAUUCAUAUUGUCUCAAAUUACUGACCAGAAAGCGAGAUUUAAUCUUUGUAUGGUAUUGUUAUUGUUAUUGUAUGAGAAGAUAAAAAUACAUUCCAUAUUUUACAGUGUCUGAUAGCUUACGAUAUAAACUGUAUUAAAUACGAAGUAUAUUUGCCAUAAAAGAAAAUGUAAAAUAUUGCAAGAGUUUGCACCUGGAACAUUUUUAAGGUUAUUUACCACUUAAUCUUAAAGGGUAAAAUCUUUGACCUUUCAGGAAAAUUAUGCUAAACAUUGGAAUUGUACACUAUUGAUCCAAACAUGACUGUUUUUCAGUGUCGUUGUUUCAGAUUUGUAUGAUUUAAUUAUAUCUUUACCUCAUGAUCAGGUUGAUAAUGUAUUAUAUCUUCCAUUUUUUCACGGAUAAAGCAAAUGCCAUAUUGUGUUUCUACAAACUUUUAUAUUGUAUGAAAACUGAUGGUUUCAUAUUAACUGUUAAUAAGAGAUAUGAAUGCAGAUUUUGAAAGUUUUUGUUAACAGACUAGAAAAUUAGUAAAAUAGAAUAUUUUUUUUAUCAAAAAUGCUUCUUCCUAAAAAAAAACUAUAUCACUUUCAUCCAUAUGGCGUGAAACUUUGUACCUGCUGCCUAUUGAAAUCAAAGUAACUUUUUAAGGCUUUUUAAAUAUAAGUAGCAUAUAUUAUAAGUGUAUGGGCAUCAGUUGUAACUUUUAAUGUUUGUAAUUUGAAAUGGAUUAAGUAGCAUGUAUUACUCUUUCUUUUAUGGGGUUUUGUUGCAAAAAAAUUGGAAGACUGCUUUUCAUUUUUCAUACAUUUAACAUACUGCCAGCCUGCUCUUUUGAUUUAAAUAUGAUAUAUUAAUAUUUGUUUUCAACUGGAAAAUAUUUCAAUAGGAUUAUUAAAACGAUUAUGCGAUACAUUUAAUCUUUUAAACCAUGUUUUUAUUCACUGAAACCUUACUAAUAUUCAACUCUUGUCUAAAAAAAAUCAUUUGCUCAAUGUGUUAAUAGAACUACUACAUUUUAGAGGAUAGAAAUACAAUUUGAAACAUAUCUCUUCUUCUGCAUCUCAAUUAUUGUUAAUUUAAUGUCACUAUUUUUACAGAAAAUUCAUUAUUAUCUGUAAUGAGAAUCAUUGCUAUUUAGAAAGAGAGAUAAACAAAUUGUUUACAUUUUGUAUUGUUUACCUCAGAACUUACUUUUUAUUGAAAUUUUAGGAAUAUUUAUGUCUGGUUACAAAAAUACUUCUUUAUAUAUAUUAGUUCCAUUCAUUAUUAUUGUUAGUGGAUGCUUCAUUUGGCAGAUAUACCGGUACACAUACUGAUAUUUAUUUAUGUUAUCAUAUUUGCUACAUGGGGAAAUCCAUUUGUAUUGUAUUCAUUUGUGGGUUGAAUUUUAUUAUAUUUUUUUCACUGAAUAUAGAAGACAAUAAAACUUAAUGGUUGA
Messenger RNA from Mytilus californianus (California mussel), 6570 nucleotides. Its product is annotated as Golgi membrane protein 1-like. The record is from RefSeq and is a predicted model, not a curated record. The coding region runs from base 82 to 1566 and encodes 494 amino acids. Lineage: Eukaryota; Metazoa; Mollusca; Bivalvia; Mytilida; Mytilidae. The transcript has 8 exons.